Molecule: messenger RNA, 756 nt
Organism: Ctenocephalides felis (cat flea)
Lineage: Eukaryota; Metazoa; Arthropoda; Insecta; Siphonaptera; Pulicidae
Product: immunoglobulin domain-containing protein oig-4-like
Exons: 8
Coding region: 1-756 (251 amino acids)
Source: RefSeq, a predicted model, not a curated record
AUGCGAGUAAUUCCAGGAGGUCGAUAUGGAAAACACAACUACAAAGGAAAACAGCCUGAGAAAAUACAAUAUAGGAACCCGGCAGCUAUUAACUAUUAUGACCACAAAGAUGGAGCCAAAAUAGUUAAGUCAUCACACUUCGAAUUAGAUUACAUGUUAGGAAGAAAAAUCACAUUCUUCUGCAUGGCUCAAGGAUUACCGCGACCUUCAAUAACUUGGUUUAAGGAUGGAGUUGAGUUAUUUCAUCAUCGAUUUUUCCAAGUAAUAUUAUCAGUCGUGAUGAAAUGGGGUAUUAUUUUGUGUGUCCUCUUACUUGUUGGCCCAAUGCAAAUUGGGUCCAGGAGAGGAAGGACCAGAUCGAGGACCAAAUCUAGGAUGCAAAUUGGUUUACCAAUAACUGGCAAAUAUAGAGAUAAGGAUUCGGAUCAGUAUUAUAACAAUAAUAACGGUGCAAAAAUAUUGUUAGCUUCACAUUUUGAUUAUGAAUACGUUCUGGGUCACAAAAUCGCUUUUCUGUGCAUCGCUAAGGGCUCUCCGAGACCUCAUAUAACAUGGUUUAAAGAUGGUAUAGAAAUUUUCACGCAUAUCUACAUGCAUGUACACGAAUGGAGAAUGGGUGCUGACAAAGUUAAAUCUAAAAUUGAGAUAGAUCCUGCUACACAAAUGGAUGCUGGAGUUUAUGAAUGCACAGCUGAUAAUAUGUACUCUAUAGAUCGUAGGAGUUUUAAAACUGACUUCUCUAUUGUAUUUGAUUAA